AUGCGGCUGAAUAAUAAUGUGACUGAGUUUAUUCUACUUGGGUUGACCCAGGAUCCAGUUAGAAAGAAGAUACUGUUUGUCACUUUCUUGAUGUUCUAUUUGGGGACCUUGUUGGGGAACUUUCUCAUUAUUACUGCCAUCAAGAUGAGCCGGGCACUUGGGAUUCCAAAGUACUUCUUCCUUUUCCUUUUGUCCUUAUCUGAUACCAGCUUCUCUACUUGUGUAGCCCCUAGGAUGAUUAUGGAUGCCCUUUUGAAGAAGGCCACUAUCUCUUUCAGUGAGGGCGUAGUCCAAGUUUUUUCAUUCCAUUUCAUUGGCCGCCUGGAGAUCUUUAUCCUAAUCCUCAUGGCUGUUGAUUGCUAUGUGGCCAUCUGCAAGCCCCUGUGCUACACAAUCAUCAUGAGUCAUCGAGUCUGUGGUGUGUUGGUGGCUGUGGCCUGGGUGGGGUCCUGUGUGCAUUCUUCAGCUCAGAUUGUCCUAGCCCUGAGCCUACCUUUCUGUGUUCCCAAUGUGAUUGAUCACUAUGUUUGUGACUUGCAACCUUUGUUGAAACUUCCUUGUACAGUCACCUAUGUGACCAACCUACUCUUGGUGUUGAGCAGUGGGGCCUUCUGUGUAGUGGGUUUUGUCAUGCUGAUGUUCUCCAGUGUUAUCAUCUUGCAUUCUUGGAGGAACCACAGUGCUGAAGGGAGGAAAAAAGCCCUUUCCACCUGCAUCUCCCACAUCAUCGUGUUCAUGUUGUUCUUUGGUCCUUGCAAAUUUAUGUAUACAUGCCCUGCAACCACCUUCUCCAUGGAUAAGGUGAUAGCUGUGUUUUAUACACUGGGAACAUCUUGGAUCAACCCUCUGAUUUACACACUGAGGAAUGAAGUGAAAAAUGCCAUGAGGAUGUUAUGGAAUAAGAACUUGUUCUCAGAUGACAAAAGAUGA
Messenger RNA from Hippopotamus amphibius kiboko, 930 nucleotides. Its product is annotated as olfactory receptor 4C16-like. The transcript has a single exon. The record is from RefSeq and is a predicted model, not a curated record. Lineage: Eukaryota; Metazoa; Chordata; Mammalia; Artiodactyla; Hippopotamidae. Gene Ontology annotation, biological process: G protein-coupled receptor signaling pathway. Gene Ontology annotation, molecular function: G protein-coupled receptor activity; olfactory receptor activity. Bases 1 to 930 code for a protein of 309 amino acids. Gene Ontology annotation, cellular component: membrane.